This is a messenger RNA of Phycomyces blakesleeanus NRRL 1555(-), 477 nucleotides long. RefSeq lists its product as hypothetical. NCBI's taxonomy places the organism in Eukaryota, Fungi, Mucoromycota, Mucoromycetes, Mucorales, Phycomycetaceae. The transcript has 5 exons. The coding region runs from base 1 to 477 and encodes 158 amino acids. The record is from RefSeq and is a predicted model, not a curated record.
AUGCUGGACUCCAUUCUCAACAAAUCUCAAGAAUUGAACAUUAUACCUGUAGCUGGUUCUCAGAAUAUAGACACAACUUCUUCUCUUUUAGAACUAUGUCAGAUUCAGAAUGAGCGAAUCCAAUUGGCUAGAGAUCUCGACCAGAAAAUCAUCUUUUACCAAAAAGCAAAGACCUCGGCAUUAAAUUCUGCCUAUUUCAGGGCAACUCGAUUGCAAAAAGUGAUCAUCUUACUGGAAGACUACUCUCGUAUGCGAGACCAUGGAUAUAUGAUGGCUAGUAUGCAUGAUCUGUGGCCUGCUCUCUCGCACGCAAUUCAAUUGGUUGCCCAAGACAUGGAAAUUCAUAAAGCACUCGACUUAGUAAGAAACAAGCCCACUGAAGAGAGAGAAUUAACAGAAGUAAUGGAUAAUCUUACAAAGGCGUAUGAAAACUACACAGAGAAACUUGAAAAACUUGUGAAUGUUACUUCUUAUUGA